CGAAGAACCUGAUUGGCUGUCAAAAAUCAAUCGACAGAUGGCGUGCACGUGUAAUGUUUUAAAUAAUCGCUUCACAACAUAAUCCCACUUCGACCAAGAACAUGUGGUAUCCCUUCCCAAUGCUCAUGCCGUUGUCUCUGUCGCCGGAGCCACAGCGUCCAUCAGAUAUUUCUCAAACGCCCUAUGCAUCAGGGAUGAUUCGGAUGCAUAUGGUACCUUGUGACCAACGUUUCUUUCAAAAUGCAAUGAACGGGUUGGCUGACCCUCCGUCUUUGUCGAUAGAGGACUGCAGGAAAUUCCUUCUCAACAGGUCUGUGUUUGACCUGGUGAAAGUCACCCAUUUCCUGGAGCUGACAGACCCCAAGCUGCUGGGUUGGUACUUAUCGCUGCCUGUGGAGGAUAGGAAGCUCAUACAAGAGGAAGGAGGACUCCAUCGGUUUCUGCAGAGGCAUCCGGCUCUGAACGUAGCCAGACAACUGGUUUAUGUGAAACAACAGGUGAGAGGUUGCUGGAAACCUCCUGCUGUUACGCAGACGAUGUCGUCAAACCUAAACAAAUCCAGAAGGCCCACAUUCUAUGGUGUGAUUCAGUGUCCCAACUGUGGAACCAGUUGUUCUUCAGGAGCUAAAAUAUGCCGACGCUGUAGCACACCUAUCCAUAAGGAGAUCCCGGCAUGCCAUUCAGAAGAGGAGAAAGAGUUAGGUCUUCUUCCCAACAAUGUGAAGGAGGAGCUUAAUCUGUUCAACUGUUCAGGGCACGGAGGAGUCCAGUCAGUCCAAGCCCACCACCAGGCGGAAGCAGGAGCAGUGCAACAGUUCAGGGGAUGUCAGCCUCAGUCCUUUACUACUACUACCUUCCCAUCCACAACAGUGGGAUGUCUGGUCAACCUUCAGGAUAGCUUCCAGUCAGCCUGUGGUGAUACCAGUGGCAGCCAUAUUGGAGCCACAGAGGAUUCUCCAGGCCAACAGGAGGUGCACUUCUCCAAGGUCGAGCUGCUCUCUCAGCUGUGGGAGGAAGGGCGGUGGCAGGAUGGCAACAACUGCAGUAGUGUGGCGGUAUAUAAGGAUCCGUCUGCCCAGACUAGCUUCUCUCUGGAUAUGGAGCUGGAGAUACAAAGCCAGAGAGGAAAAACCCUGAGCCAGUCUGCCAUCAAAAGCCAGGAGGGUGAAUCGAUGGCCAAAUCCAUGUCCAUGCAUGACCACAUGGCAGACUUCCCCAUGUUGGACCGGGAGACUCCUCCAGAGUACUACAGCUUCAACAGCACUAGGAUGGACCGCACAGAGUGGAACGACACCAGCAUCAACACCAGCCAGUUAGUGGAGCCGGACCGCGACGACUCACUAUCACUCAUGGCCACCAUGAGGAGCACUGAGCAGCCUAGCGGCGCAGUGGAGGUGGAGCCACCUGAAGGCAGUAUGGUGUCUUCCUGCGCUGGAGACCGCAGCGAGUACUGUGAUUGGACUUACGACAACUGCCCCGGCAACCUAGCAAAUGAGGAAGAGGCCUCAAGAUGCGAGAUAGAGAAUAACGGUGUCGACUACCGGAGCCUCAUGAAAGAGGAUGGGAGUAUUCUCAUGUAUAAAGCAAGUAAUGAGGGGACACCUGACUUAAACGUGACACCCCCUCAAGGCCAAACCAAGAUGGACCAGUCUGGUUGGUCUAGAGAGAGUCUCAGUGCACCCCAAACCCUGAAGAAAGAGGAGUUGUCCAUCUAUGAGGAGUCCUUCUUGUCAAUAAGCCCUGGUGGGGCAUCGGCGGACGUCGUGACCACCACACAGCAUGAGAACGGUAUGUCUGCGUUCUCGCUAGUCAAUCUGAACCAGACUUUUGAUCUCUCGCCUUCACGGGUCACAGAAGCCAGGCUAAGCACAGCCGACCAUUCAACAAAUACUUGGCCUGCCGUCGCUAAACAUGUGUUGGUUGGUAUUGACCACAGUCUAACAGGCUGCAACCAGAACACACAAACUCAGGGCACAGCUACAACUGACAAGUCUGUCAUCACUGAAGUCCACAUGGCAGACCUGGAGUAUCUGACUGAGGAAUUCAUCAAGCUGAAAUUUUCUCAAGAGGAACUGAAAGAGCUGAAAGAGCAAAUGGCAAGCUCUACAGGCGGUGUGAGUGUGAGAGAUGGAAGAGGCUGCGACAACGCGGACCGUGGGGAAUGUGACUGUGGCCAGCGUGCCACGCGGGCAGAGCUGAACCUGCUGGCCCUGCAGUAUGCGAUGUGCCAACGGCAUUGCUGGAGACGCUACUACACCUCACCUGAGGGAGACCGUCUGGUCCAGGGGACUGAGGGCCCUCCUGAGAGCCUGGUGACAGUGCUGCAGCUCCUGGAGGUAGACUACAGAGAGAUGAGGAGACGGGUCCUGUCAGGUAUACCCCUGGACCAGCUCAGGCCCCUGUCUGUCGACUCCCAGAGGAUCACCUCAGGGACCAGCUAUGUCCCCCAACAUGUAAAUUCCCUCUGGUGCCCUUCCUUCCCCUCAGUACAUUGUGUUUGUACUAUGCAGUGUGGAUCUCAUGGUUGUUUUUCCCCUUUUCAGAUAAUUGACGAGUCUUUGGGAAAUGCUCUGUCUGAUGCCUCAGGUAGGAUCUCCCAGCAGUUGCAGGUAGAGGAUGCCCGUGUCGACGACGCCAGUGCAGGUGGUGAUGGAGAGUUAAACAGACCCAGUCUGUCCCAGUCUGUUUUAUCAGUCCUUGGACAGGAUGAUGGGAUGGUUGGUAGGAUCAAGGCAGAAGUGCCCGUUGGUAACCCAAAGGCUGAGGACUGCAGAUCUGUGAAAGCGGUCAUCCACCUCCCCCAGCAGCCUGUGGUCAACCGGAGGCCCAGGCCAGGUGGAACCAAAGACCACAACUCCAGCGAGGCGUGGUUCGAUGCAGAGGAGGACCUUGAGCCUGAUGGUGUAGAGCUGAAGGAAGGAGGUCUGGCUGAGGUCCUGGUGGAGGAAGGAAAUGGCAAGAAUAGGGUUGAGGGGGAAAAGCCGCAUGACAGACAUACCCCUAAAGAUUUUUCGUUCACGGGAGUCGUUGGGGAGAAGGAUCAGAGCUCCUUCCUGUGCGUCACAGACCUUCCCAGUGAUGUAACGGAGAGAGAAGUUAUGCUCUGGUUUGAGAAGUAUCAGGCUUCUGAAGUGAGCAUUUCCACCUUCAGCAACAACCUCCGAGUUGCUAUAGUGACUGUGAGUGGUCCAAAGAUGGCUGACAGUGCAGUGAGUGAGAUGGACGGGUGCAGUAUGCAUGGACAGACAGUGCAUGUGGCGCACAUCUGCAGCCCAAGCCACACUGGUAACCAGAGCCAGGGUCAGGGGCGGCAAACCCAGCAGCAGCAUAGUCCCUCAGCCAGCACCAAGGCAGGGCCCUCUGGAGACACUCCAUGCCCCCAAGACUCCAAGAGGAGAAACACCCAUAUCACCACCCCACUGAUGCCCCUGCAGCUCAGCCUCCAGAAGAGGACCACCGUGUGUGACUCCCCCACGGCGUCGGGGACCUGUGUGCCCCAGCACUACGCCACCAUGGGUAGCUUCGAUACACUGAUGGCCCAUUUGUCAUUGCGCCACCCAGAGGCAGGGAGGCAAAGGAUUGUAGAUGCCCUGCUGGACCUGAGGGCCAAACACCAGGGGUUCCUCAGUGGCCUGCCUCUCAAGACCAUUGUAAACAUGACCUCUGACCUGCUGACACGAUAAGGACUCCACUUUCUAUUCUAUUGUUGAUAAUUGCCUUUGUUGAAACCCAGGUUACAGGUUUGCCCAAAGCCAGGCUUUUGAUUUACUUGAAUGUAGUAAACAACUUAUCCACUGUUUUGUUUGUUCCUCACAUACGGAAUGUUAUUACUCUACUCUUUUGCUACAAUACUCAGUGAAUUGUUUUAUCUACUUUUGAACCUGAAAAGUGCAAAUAUAAAAAAUUAAAAAUUAGUUUGCAAAUGGUUCAAUUACAAUUGAAUUGUUAAGUUAAUUCAAAUCACGGUAGAAUUGCAAAGGAGUUUUGCAGAAUGUUUUAUGUUCUGUUUCAGUUAAAAUAAAUCUGAGAACCUGAAAUGUUCUUGGAUAUCAGGGUAGGUUGUGUUUAAAAAUACAUUUGUUUUGUUCUCAACAGGACAAUUUGCUUAAUGUCUGGAAGUGUAGUUCACAUAUUCUUCCAGAUUCUACCAUUUUCCCCUUUGUCCACCCUUUCAGUAUUAGAAUACUGUUAUUGACAAAGCUACAGUGCCUUCAGAAAGUAUUCAUACCCCUUGACUUAUUCCACAUUUUGUCAGACUGAAUUCAAAAUGGAUUAAAUAGAUCUACACACAAUACCCCAUAAUGACAAAGUAAGCAUGUUUUUAGAUUUGUAUUUUUGUCAUAUGUAUUGAAAAUGAAAUGCAGAAGCAUAUCAUUUACAUCAAUGUUCACACCCCUGAGUCAAUACUUUGUAGAAGCACCUUUGGCAGUGAUUACAGCUGUGAGUCUUUCUGGGUAAGUCUAAGAGCUUUGCACACCUGGAUUGUGUAACAUUUGCCCAUUUUUAUUAUUUUCAGAAUUGGUUGUUGGUCUUUGUUACAACCAUUUUCAGAUUUUGCCAUAGAUUUUCAAGCUGUAACUCAGACACUCAGGAACAUUCACUGUCUUCUUGGUAAGGAAUUCCAGUGUAGAUUUGGUCUUGUUUUAGGUUAUUGUCCUGCUGAAAGGUGAAUUGAUCUCCCAGUGUCUGGUGGAAAGCAGACAACCAGGUUUUCCUCUAGGAUUUUGCUUGUGCUUAAUGCCAUAAUGUUGUGUUUUUUGUUUUUUUUAUACUCCCCAGUCCUUUACGAUUACAAGCAUACCCAUAACAUGACGCUUCCACCACUGUAUUUUCCGAAGGAACUGUACUUAUUAGGCUGUUGGAUGUAUAAUUUCAGUUUGGAUAUUGUUGCUUUAAUAAAAGAGACUAUAGUUUGG
This is a messenger RNA of Oncorhynchus nerka (sockeye salmon), 4916 nucleotides long. Its product is annotated as RNA-binding protein 44. Gene Ontology annotation, molecular function: RNA binding. The record is from RefSeq and is a predicted model, not a curated record. The transcript has 17 exons. The coding region runs from base 102 to 3683 and encodes 1193 amino acids. NCBI's taxonomy places the organism in Eukaryota, Metazoa, Chordata, Actinopteri, Salmoniformes, Salmonidae.